UUCGUAAUACUGGUCUAGAUGUAAUGACGACUAUGUGUAGUUUUCUGCUCAUCAAAUUUAAAUUUUUUGAUGCUAACUAUGAAUAAUGACGGCGUAUUUUGAGCCUGGCCAGUAGUCAUUUUGAGGUCUCCAUGACCGAGGGGUAUUCUUCUUGUCAGUCUUGCUCCAAACACUCAAAAGCUUAAAGGUAGCACAGGCUCGAAUCUUUGAGUGUGAAGUCGAACAGAACUGCUUCACAAAUACCAAUACAGUCUACCGUUGAUCCCUUCCUUGGCUCAUCUAGUUGGUCCUCACACGCUCACUGCUGCCGCCCGUAAUGAACUUCGAUGUUCUUUUGGGAACUAAAAAGAAUCUUCUGCCAUCUAAUGCAAGUUAAAACCUCUUUAGGUAUUAGAAAAAAUUGCUUAAGGAUAUGACUUCAUCUGCGCAAAUUGUUCCUUGUGAAGAAAAUAUAGCAAAACAAACUAUAUCUUAUUACAGAUCUCAAAGAUAUUUACGGAAAAAACGUUCUUCUAUUUCACAGCUAAAACGUUUUUACUCAUUACAAGACAAAGAACUUAAUGAACAUAAGAAGUUUAUUAACAAAACUGAAGCAUCUUAUCAUACAAAAAAUCCUAAUGAUGUUUUUUCUCAUACCGUUGAACUUUCUAAAAGAUUAUGUAUGAAUUCUGGCAAAAAUGAAUGCAUUCUCAAAAAAUGUUCAAGCUGCCCUGAUCUUCUACAGAUUUCCCAACCGUUACUAUCUUUUACUAGUGUUAGUCUUCCUGAUAUCUUUACCAUAGAUACCAGACAUGUAGAUUUAUCCACAAUUUCUUCUAAAAAAUUUCUUCCAUCAAAUUCUGUCUCAGUAGUUCCAGUCUUCGAAAAUUUAUAUAAAAAUAUAGUUUCAGUUGAAAAUCUUGCUGAAGACGAUAGCUCAAUUACUUCUAAAAGAGACAAUCAUAGUAGAUUUAGCAGCGUUGAUUCUUCUUACAGUCUUAUAUCUACAACUGAUAUUCAAGAAAUUGAUGGUGUUUUUAAGAAUGAUCGUAGUUGGAGACCCCAGCAUUCUCGUUCUAAAUCUGAUUAUCAGCCAACAGAUACUCAUGAAUAUAUUCAAGAAGCUCAAGUUUUCUCUUUACCUAGUUCAUUUUCAGAAAAUAAAGCACCUCCUCGGAAAAGUAUAUUUGAAGGAAAACAAAUGGUUGUUCCAACUGAGUGUUUUUUCCCCCGUCCUCAACAGGGACAGACUCUCACGAGCUUUUUGUCAUCUAAGCAGUUCAACAUAUCUGCUGAAUUAGAUAGAGAAAAUGCUCACUUUUGCAUAUCAGAAGCACUUAUUGCAGCUAUUGAGCAUAUGAAAUGCUCUAUAACACAAAAGACUGUGACACCAGAAGAUGAAAGUGAUGAAGAAAUUCAAGAAUUAACUCAAAGAAUACGAAUAAGGAAGAGGGAAAGACAGCAAGAAAGAACAAUAAAGAAUUUGGUUCUAUUGAGUGAUGGCAAAACAGAUACAACAAGUCAAAGUGCUUCUCCCCCUUUGUCUUCUCAUUCAUCUGAUUUUGAAGCUGAUAGUAUUAGGAGUGAAGAUGAGGUAGAAGAUCUAGAAUAUUCUGCUCACACAGAAUCUAAUUUGAGUUUAAUAAAAGAAAGUGGAUUAUCUUUGUCAAUGGCUUCACUGUAUUCAGAUGCUGACCUUCAUAAAGCUAGAUCUCUCCAAAAAGAUUCAGAAAAGAAGUUGCAUGAAUCUGACUCUUUCAACAUGUCUGCUGAAUCUGUGGCAUUGUCGUUAUUAAAACGAUUUUCAGAAAAACAUUUACCAAAAGCUUCUGAAUUGCAGUGGCUUGUAUCAGAGCAAGAGGCACCUCAGAGGUUAUUACCCUUGCCUGAUUCAUGGCCUGUUUCACCAGAUUUUGUUGAAGAAGAAUGUUAUCUUACUAAUAUUCGCCUUCGAGGCAAUACUGAAUGGGCCCCACCUAGAGCUCAGAUAAUCAGCAUUAUUCACCCUCAUUUAAAACGAAAAGAUAUUAUUGAAAAGCAGAAAUACAGAUGUGCAGGCUGUGGUAUGAAGAUUGAAAAAAGCUAUAUUAAAAAGUUUCGUUACUGUAAUUACUUUGGAAAGUAUUUUUGUCAGUGCUGUCACAGCAAUGGAUCAGCAUAUAUUCCUGGUUACAUAUUAUGGAAGUGGGAUUUUACAAAAUAUUAUGUUUCCAAAUUUGCUUGGGAUCUCUUAGACAAUAUGUUUAAUGAUCCUUUAUUCAAUAUUGAGGCCACUAAUCCUAAACUGUACAAAAAAGUGAGGGCACUGGACUUGUGCCUCAAUUAUAGAAUGCAGCUGUUCUAUUUGAAAGAUUUUAUGAAAACAUGCCGUAAAGCAGAACUAGUCCAAGUUACAUUGGAAGCACAGAAUCAGCAUAUUUUAUAUGAUCCAAAUAUAUAUUCUUUAAGUGAUCUUAUUCAGGUAAAAAAUGGAGAAAUGUUAAAACAUGUGAAAAUGCUCACUAAUUAUUGCAUUGAGCAUGUGAACAAAUGCAUUCUUUGCCAAGCUAAGGGUUUUGUUUGUGAGAUUUGUGAAAAUGAGAAGGACAUUAUUUUUUCAUUUCAGCUUAAUAGAGUUGUUUUAUGUCAAGUAUGUGGAUCUUGCUUUCAUAAGAGCUGUUUUAAGAAUGUCAAGUGCCCCAGGUGUAUUCGAAUUGCUGAAAGGAAAAAACGUUUUAGUCAAGAAAGAAGUAACGAAUUGUUUGUGUGAAGCAUCUGUGAUGAGUGUUAGAAUGCUUUUUUCGGGUGAUAUUUUAACUUUUUGAAAUUUAAGUAGUAAAGAAUUUUUCAUGUAUAUUCAGAGCUAUACACAGAAUGAAUGUACCAUUUAUUUGUUAUUUAGUGUUUAGUAUAUUAAAAUUUUAUUGAGAAACUAUGCAAAAAAAUUUUUAAAAUUUUUUUAAUUAGGAAGUGAAUUUUAAUUGUUGAUCAUAAAAUUUUAGUUUAAAAAUUAGAUUAAUAGUUUAACAAUGAGAGGGAUCCUUAUUUAAAUCUUAAGUAAUUUUCGGUUGAAUAAUUACUUAAAGGUAUUGUGAUGUCAAGUUGAUUACUAACAGAUUGAAAGCUAAACAGUAGAAGAUCUAUUUAAAGCAAAUAUAGGAACUACAAUUCUCUAUUAACCACUUUAACUUUGUGGGUGUAAGCCAAUGAAAAUCGCAUUGCAGAUUUCUAAAACUAAACGGGAACAAUUAACUGUUCAUAGAC
This is a messenger RNA of Parasteatoda tepidariorum (common house spider), 3222 nucleotides long. The record is from RefSeq and is a predicted model, not a curated record. Lineage: Eukaryota; Metazoa; Arthropoda; Arachnida; Araneae; Theridiidae.